Molecule: messenger RNA, 3034 nt
Organism: Clupea harengus (Atlantic herring)
Lineage: Eukaryota; Metazoa; Chordata; Actinopteri; Clupeiformes; Clupeidae
Product: S-geranylgeranyl-glutathione receptor P2RY8-like
Biological process (GO): phospholipase C-activating G protein-coupled receptor signaling pathway; positive regulation of Rho protein signal transduction
Cellular component (GO): plasma membrane
Molecular function (GO): G protein-coupled receptor activity
Source: RefSeq, a predicted model, not a curated record
CAGCUUGGUGUUCUUGGGUAUUGUCCAAUCCAACAGUCAUUUCCUGAGACCCUACUGGCAUGGUUCCCACUAAGCUAAGCACAUAUAAGGUUUGAUAUAUCCUGGGCGUUGUACUGCACCUGUGUGGCCACUAAAAAUGACUUGUAGUAUAUUCCUUGUACCAACAGUGUCUAAGUGAUGACUCCAUUUCCCACGUCACCAUAGAAACUGCCAGUGGGUGUAGUUGUCGUAAGCAGAACUCUACUCUCUCCCGUGCUAUCGUCUGCUGUGGUUUAGUGGUGACGUUGCAUUGAAACUUUGCUUUCAUUCUUUUGAAAAUGUCUGAUUGGAAGGACGUGUUAUUGUAAAUUUGGUGAAAGACGGGUUAAUUGAUAAAAAAGUGGAAACUAUCUUUUUCGGUAACACUUUAUGUGGAUAGUUUACCUACAGACUAAAUUGUAGUCAACAGACUUUCAAUGGAUGGUGUGUUUCUAAGUUUUUUCACUGUGAUCAUGAAAUGAAUUGAUCUGCGCUUCUUACCAUCACUCGCCAUCUGGUCACGGUGAAACAUAUCAGGAUGAACAUCUCUGUGGCCAAUGUGGAUGACGCCACUCUGAAGGAUCUGGUCAAUCCACUGACCACUGUGGUUCUUCCUGUGAUAUACCUGCUGGUGUUCGUGGUCAGCACCCCGUGUAAUCUCCUCUGCUUCAUCCUGCUCUGCACUUGCAUCAAGCGGAAAACCUCCACCAUCAUCUUCGCCAUCAACCUCUCGCUGGCCGACCUCCUGUACAGCGUGUCUUUGCCGCUCCAGGUGUCCUACCAUUUCUCGGGCAAUGACUGGUACUUUGGCGCAGUGGCGUGUGGCAUCACCACGGUGACCUUCCGCUGCAGUAUGCAAUGCUCCAUCCUCAUCACCUGCGCCAUCGCCGUGGAGCGCUACCUCGGCGUGGUGCACCCUAUGAAGGCUAGGCACUGGUGCACGCCAUGGCGAGCCGGCCUGGUGUGCCUGCUGAUCUGGGGCCUGGCGUUGGCCGUGCAGACGCCCAUGAUGCGGCGUGACCUGAUACUACGUGUGGAGGAGCUCAACCUGACCACCUGCUUCGACGUGAUCCCACACGGGACCUUCGGAAGCCGCCUGCUCACCUACUUCUACUUCAGUGCCAUUGCCCUGCUCUUCUACGUCACGCCACUGGUCAUCCUGGGGGCGUGCUACGUGGCUGUGACGCGAGGGCUCCGCCGCUCGCCGCCGACAUGCGACGAGAGCCAAUCGCGACGCUACGCGAUGGUCAUGUGUGCCACGGCGGCGGUGUGUUUCAUCCUGUGCUACCUGCCCAACGUGGUGCUCCAGUUCCUGCACCUGGCCUACCGCACGAGAGAUCUCAGCCUCUACCCCUACUACAAGCUCACUCUCGGCAUCAACAGCCUCAACUGCUGCGUGGACCCCUUCGUCUACUACCUGGCCUCACAGGAGUUCCGCAACACCUUCCAGAAGGCUCUGCGCCCAUUCUACUGCUGCAGCCAAUGCAAGAGGGACACGCUGUACACUCCUUCCGAGGUGGUCAGCUUCGCCCAGGCCCCAACAUGCAACAGCAGCAAGCUGUGAUUCCAGACUCUCGCCACACCCAGGUCCAGAACACGGGUCUCUGUUAGAAGACGAUGUCCUCACGGUUUAAAACUAUUUAAAAUCCUGUACAGGCUACAAUUUUCAAAAUUAUACAAAAUAUUUCCAGAAGUCUCACCUCUGUGUGAUAAAUGUGAGUCCAUGGAGGCUACCUUAUCACAUAGUUAUGCUAUUUGUCCCCAAACUUCAUCUUGAAAGAUCAAAAUAUUUCAUCUUGGAGAUCUUAGAGGUUCAGAUAGAGCCAGACCCUAUUUUAAUAAUUUUGGGAAUAUCUGAAGAGCUAAGGAAUCUUACUUCUCUGGAAAAAAUAAAGAGGUGCCUUCCUUCAAACACUGGCUGACUGACUUGACAGAUAAAUUAAAUGUAUUCUGAAAGACAAGCUGAGGAACUUUCAGAAAAUGUGGCAACCUUUGGUCUCUCAUCUUGAAAGAGACCCAAGUAAAGUGCACUCCUGGGGGGGAUGGGUGGGUUAUGGUGAGGGAAGGGAGGGGGGUUGUGGUGGGAGGGUGUGCUCACUUUUGUUUGUAUGGUGUGUGAUGUUUGUUUACAUUUGUCUUCUCCGUUAGUUUUUUUUUUUGUAAAAUGAAAAGGAAACAUAUUAUUGUCCAUUGUCAAUUUCACUGUUAUAGGAUAUGUUUCUCUAUAAAUAUAUUUGAAACAACAAAAGACGAUGUCCUUUGCGAAGGAAUUUGGACAGGAACAGGAAAAUAUCUAGACUCAUCUGUUGAAGAGCUACAUAACAAUGGCACUGAUAUUAGAAGUGGCCAGUUCUGGUACAUUUGAGUUUUAUCAUAUAAUGGUUACAGAAUAACUACAGUACAGGAAAUUAGAAAAAGGAUUAAGAAUAGAAACAGUGAUGGGCUACAUUUAACAAUCUCAUAGCAAACCUGCCUGUAUACAUGGCCGGUCUAACCAUUAAGUAACCAUUCCCUGGAGCUCCCCCUGGUGGCACUGGCUAGUGGUUAGUACAUGGUGUCAGCAGUCUUAAGACCUAGCAGUUUGAGCUACAACUCUUUCUGGAUUUUAUUUUUACAGAAUAUUAAGCUUAUUUGUUUUUUUAUAGCACACCUUCCUUUAUACAUGCACUAUAUGUGGACAGGCAUAUCUGACUCUGUAGAAACAAUACGGUACACAAGGUUUAUUACAGUCACAAAACCUAAUUAACUAUUCAAGUUUAGUAGUGCCCAUAAACAUUUUUAAGUGCAAACAAUAAAAUUGUCUCAAGAACCUUGCCUGAACACGUAUCAGUGGAUUUCCUCAGGGUCCGUCUAAACUUGGUACCCCCAUACCCCUAACUCAACUGCCAGAAUCUAAAUGUGUUUGGGAUGAUUCUCUGUCAGGUUAGUCUUGAAGGUUUGUCUUCAAAUGUACUAUACUGUAUAUGGCUUGUAUAUGUGUUUGUCUGUAUGUCUGGAAUAAAUCUGAUUGAUCACA